Molecule: messenger RNA, 3056 nt
Organism: Trematomus bernacchii (emerald rockcod)
Lineage: Eukaryota; Metazoa; Chordata; Actinopteri; Perciformes; Nototheniidae
Product: retinoic acid receptor alpha-A-like
Exons: 14
Coding region: 13-1869 (618 amino acids)
Biological process (GO): regulation of transcription by RNA polymerase II; retinoic acid receptor signaling pathway; cellular response to corticotropin-releasing hormone stimulus
Cellular component (GO): nucleus; transcription regulator complex
Molecular function (GO): RNA polymerase II cis-regulatory region sequence-specific DNA binding; nuclear receptor activity; nuclear glucocorticoid receptor binding
Source: RefSeq, a predicted model, not a curated record
GACAGACGGCUGAUGACGGCUGAUGGUGAGCUGCUCUCUCUGUGUGGACAGACGGCUGAUGGUGAGCUGCUCUCUCUGUGUGGACAGACGGCUGAUGGUGAGCUGCUCUCUCUGUGUGUGGACAGACGGCUGAUGACGGCUGAUGGUGAGCUGCUCUCUCUGUGUGGACAGACGGCUGAUGGUGAGCUGCUCUCUCUGUGUGUGGACAGACGGCUGAUGGUGAGCUGCUCUCUCUGUGUGGACAGACGGCUGAUGACGGCUGAUGGUGAGCUGCUCUCUCUGUGUGGACAGACGGCUGAUGGUGAGCUGCUCUCUCUGUGUGGACAGACGGCUGAUGGUGAGCUGCUCUCUCUGUGUGUGGACAGACGGCUGAUGACGGCUGAUGGUGAGCUGCUCUCUCUGUGUGGACAGACGGCUGAUGGUGAGCUGCUCUCUCUGUGUGUGGACAGACGGCUGAUGGUGAGCUGCUCUCUGUGUGUGGACAGACGGCUGAUGACGGCUGAUGGUGAGCUGCUCUCUCUGUGUGGACAGACGGCUGAUGGUGAGCUGCUCUCUCUGUGUGGACAGACGGCUGAUGCGUUAGAGACGGAGAGCACGAGUUCAGGAGAGGACGUCCUCGUCCCCGGCCCCCCCUCGCCCUCCCCGCCCCCACGCAUAUACAAACCCUGCUUCGUGUGUCAGGACAAAUCCUCCGGGUACCACUACGGAGUGAGCGCAUGCGAGGGCUGCAAGGGCUUCUUUCGGAGGAGCAUCCAGAAGAACAUGCUGUACACAUGUCACCGAGACAAGGUGUGUGUGAUCAACAAGGUGACGAGGAACCGCUGCCAGAGCUGCAGACUGACCAAGUGCCUGGAGGUCGGCAUGUCCAAGGAGUUGGUGCGUAAUGACAGGAUGAAGAAGAAGAAGGAGGACAAGCGCCCCCUGGAGGUUGAGGUCUACGUUUUGUCUGCAGAGACAGAGCAGAUGAUCGAGGGAGUGAGACGAGCUCAUCAGGGAACCUUCCCCUCUCUGGAGCAGCUGGGGAAAUACACCACGAACAACAGCUCAGAGCGACGUGUCUCUCUGGACGUUUCUCUGUGGGAUAAGUUCAGCGAGCUCUCCACUAAAUGCAUCAUAAAGACGGUGGAGUUUGCCAAGCAGCUGCCGGGCUUCACCACGCUCUCCAUCGCUGACCAGAUCACGCUGCUGAAGGCCGCCUGCCUGGACAUCCUGAUUCUGAGGAUCUGCACCCGCUACACCCCCGAUAAAGACACCAUGACGUUCUCCGACGGGCUGACUCUGAACCGGACUCAGAUGCAUAACGCCGGCUUCGGCCCGCUCACAGACCUCGUGUUCACCUUCGCCAACCAGCUGCUGCCGCUGGAGAUGGACGACGCGGAGACCGGGCUGCUGAGCGCCAUCUGCCUGCUCUGUGGAGACCGUCAGGACCUGGAGGAGUCGGACAAGGUGGAUGUUCUGCAGGAACCCAUGCUGGAGGCCCUGAAGAUGUAUGUGAGGAGGAGGAGGCCGGAUAAACCCUGCAUGUUCCCCAAAAUACUGAUGAAGAUCACCGACCUGAGGAGCAUCAGUGUGAAGGGAGCAGAGCGAGUGAUCUCUCUGAAGAUGGAGAUCCCCGGCUGCAUGCCCCCUCUCAUCCAGGAGAUGCUGGAGAACUCUGAGGGUCUGGAGGGAGCUGGGGGAGGGAAGGGAGGAGGAGAUAAGGGAGGGAAGGGAGGAAGUGGAGGAGGGAAGGGAGGAGGAGACGGUGGAGGAAGAGGAGGAACCAGAGAGGAAGAUAAACCAGAGCUCCGUCUUUCACCAAAACCAGAUUCCUCCUCCAGUCCGAGUCCUUCUCCUUGUUCCCUGUCCUCUCCUCCCCCCUCCAGCUGAAGGUCUUGACCCCUACCUGAAGGUCUUGACCCCCACCUGAAGGUCUACGCCCCCCAGAGGCAUCACACUGCCAUACACCCCUCCACAGCCCCGGCAGACUGAGAGCAGGAGGUGUGAGGCAGUGUGGGAGGAACAAAGAGCUGCCUCCUCCUUAUUAUUAUAGGAGCCAAUCAGAGCCCUGGGUUUAAUGGGAGGAGCCAGGAUUUGUUGAUUCAGGUUUCAACGGAAGACUUUAACCCCCCACCAGGAAGUGCGCCGGACGUUGAAGCUAAUUUCUGUAGUGGCCAAACGGAGGUACUACAACUACUGUGACGUCAUGUUGGCCCAAAGAUACUUUCCCCCAUUGACUUCCAUCGAAAAGUGAAGAGACGUCUGUAAAUCAGAGGAUCAUUUUUCUGUAAUAAACUCCCCAGCACGAGGCUUACUGCUUGGAGGCGGGGCUUAAUGUUGGGGGCGGGGCUUAAGGGAAACUCCAGUGCUCUAUGACUGUGAAUAGAUACAGAAGAUCCUCGACUGAACACUCAGUCCGUUUAUUUUCCAUUUCUGUCGCCCAUUCAACUGAAAGCCUCCGAUUCUCAAUCGUGGUUCUAGAGUCACUUUAGUGGGGGGGGCCGCGCUGGGACCAGUUCAUGAAUGAGAGGCACAUUUAGUGCUGGAGACAGAGACAGAGUUACAUUAUGAUGUCACAGCGUACAAAGACAUAAAACACCAUCAUCGAUUUUUGUGAAUAACAGAAUUUGUGUUAGAAUUGUAGUAAUUGACUUAUGAUGACUUACUUUACCCUUCAGUGAGCAGCGUGGGGAAAUCAAGACAUGCUUUCUGUUUCGUUGUUCAGGUGUGUGCUCAGUAACUGUUGAGACCUCAAUCCACACACCCUGCUUCCUGCCUUCAUACCCAGAGCUCUGAUUGGCUGAGGUUGAUGAAAGUCGUGUAAAUGAAGGAUUCUGAGGACGGUCUGAUGAAGAGGAGCAUUAUGGGAUGUAUAGUGUUCAGAGUCAAUAUCUGUAAUAUAUUGUAAAUAUAAAGAUCACUGUGAGAGGUUUUCAGACGGAGCGGACUCAAACAAGAAGUUAUUUUCCUAACUGUAAAUGUGUACAGACUGUAUCCCCCAAACACACCUGUACACCUCUAUAUACACACACACACACACACACACCUGUACACCUCUAUAUACACACACACACACA